Molecule: messenger RNA, 1843 nt
Organism: Mycena citricolor
Lineage: Eukaryota; Fungi; Basidiomycota; Agaricomycetes; Agaricales; Mycenaceae
Source: the annotation of a GenBank genome assembly
CAGUGCUCCUUUUGAUUCUCUGGGUGAUAUUUAACGAUGGGGGCGGGCGGCAGGCCAGGCAAAAACAGCAUGUCUGCAACCUCCAAGAUCAUGGCAGGGCUCCUCGCGCGUCCCACGUCCACCGAGCUGCAAGCGUGCUGGGAACUCUGCCGACUAAACAACAACAUCGGCUUCUGGGUCGUCUGGCUUCCGACCGCCUGGUCGAUCGCCAUGGCCCUCAAAGCGCAGCCGGAGCUCCCGCUACGCGACGCCGCGGCGCGUGCCGCGCUCUACGUCCCGCUGUGCUUCGGCGUCAAGUCGCUCAUCAUGACCGUCGACGACCUCCUCGACUACGACAUCGACGCGCUGGUCGCGCGCACGCGGGACCGGGCGUUGCCGCGCGGGGCGAUAUCCCGGGCGCGCGCGUGGGCCUUCUUCGCGCUGCAGGCUUCGCUCGGCGUUGUUUUGGCGUGCGGGGUGCUGAGCCGGACGGCGUUGUACGCGUCGAUGACGGUCUGGCCGCUGUAUGUCAUAUAUCCGACCUGCAAGGGGCUGAUGUUCAAAAUCGGAGUCUUCAUGGGAUGGAGCGACGUGAGCGUCGACGGGAGCGUAGCGUGGCAUGUGCUGAUCCCAGUCUACCUCGGCGCAUGCUGCUGGACGCUCACGUACGAGACGAUCUACCAGCACCAGGAUAAACUGGACGACCGGCGCCUCGGGAUCCACUCGCCGGCGCUGCUCUGUGGGGCACAGACGAUCCCCGUGUGCACCGGCACGGCAUGCGCGUUCCUGGGCCUGCUGACGUACGGCGGCGCGGCGAACGGCCACGGGGCGCUCUUCUUCGGCGCCGUGGCCGUCGCGGGCGCGCUGCUCCUCGCUGCGCUCGCGGGAACGGACAUCGACGCGCCCGCGGACUGCAAGAAUUUUUUCCUCAAGACGCCGAUGAUUGGGCAGAUUAUCCUGGCGGGCUUGGCGGCGGAUGUACUGUGGGAGCGCGCGGCGGGUUGGCGCGGGGUGUAGUGCAGAUCGAUUUUUUUUUUCGUUGUCUGUUUAGGAAUAAUAUCCCGAAGCUCCACGGCGGGGAACCAGGUUUCAUGAGAUCCGGCGCGACACCCGCCAGCCGGCCAAUGCAUGUUCUUCGAUUCGCCAUGUUAGAUGGGAUGAGUAUCGUGUCAACAUACACGCGCUUGACACAUUCUUCAAGUUUUCGCAGUCUUCUUCAUCUUCAUCUUAAUCAUCGUCAUCUUUUUUUGCUGUUCCUUCUCAGAGCGAGUCUCACUCAACAGAAAAUCCCACGGGGCUGGAUAGCGCAGUCAGUCUGACUUCCAAGAUGGAAAUGAAGGCCCCCACUCGGACCUGACACUGCUCGGUCAGUCCGUGCAUAACUCCCUCCGGGUUGAACGCGGAAACAGCGUGCCCUAUUGCCGCAUCACCACAUCAAUCCCCUCCCACGCCCGGACGGCUGGGAAAGUGAUCGAUCCCCCCCUUAGAUGGGGGGUCCGCAUCCGAGUGUGCGAUCUCAGAAGGCAGCGCCGGCAGCGGCGGCGGCCUGGACGAGUGUAUCUGCGCCAGGCUUCGCCGCAGGUUCUGCUGGGGCCCUCAGGCUCUCGUCUGCUCGGGGUACGACCAACGACAAAACGCUGGGAAAAAACACAGUGACGUAGCGGCCUCGCGAUGGGUUCUAUCCAGAACGCGAAGCUCGGCGUUUUUCCCCGUGCGGCUGGCUGCCCUCCUUCUCGACGCGAUCCUAGGGGUGUCGCCGCCUGAGCCAAGGUGGAGCUGUGCUGUGCCGUGCCGUGCGAACUGGCGUCGUCUGAUUCGACGCGCGCGCGGGCGCCGAUCCUGCUUCUGUUUCUCGGCAUGGCAG